UGGCUAAUGGCGUGAAGUUUAGUUAGUUUGCUUUUGGCCAGCGGCGCGUGCGGUUGUGCGGCUCAAGAACUACUAGAUAUACAUGUUGCAUUCAAUUUUCUUCUAAAAUGUGUGUGGAACUGGCAGUGAGGUGUGCUGCUGCUCUUGAGAAAAGGAAAAGGAAAAACAAGUGAGAAGCGAGUGAGAAAACUGUGCCAUCGAGCCAGCGAAUUGGCACAGUUUGCAAUAUGAUUGUUAUAUAAAAAUCCAUUAGCCAUCGGCCCGACGUUUCGACCCAUUUGCGAGCGACCCCAGAACUUGUUCGCCUAUCAAGGACACAAAUCUCUUUCACUCGAGAAGUGAGUCACCCAAAACAGACCCAUAAACGGCGGCGGCUUCUAGUAAAAGUGGAGCAGCAAUAAUAGGAAAUGUAAGAUGAAAAAGCCAAGACAGAAGACCCGUAGACAGCUAAAAGUGUAUGAGUAGUUGUCAUGCUUUCAUUAGCAGCCACAAAGGAAAAUAUAGAACAUUUCAAUGAAUGUGCUCCAGUGCCUCAAAAUCAAUUCGAUUCGGUGGCUAAAGUGACCUGUGACUAGUGAUCGGUGACCUUAAAAGAUGCAGUUCUUCUGGCUGCUCUUUGUCUUCUGGAAUUUCAGUCAAGGAAAUGCCAGCAUCCUGAACACUCUCCUGGGAGUGCCCGCCGAAUGCGUCCAUCAAAGUGGCGUCUGGCCCUGUAAGCUGAGCUUCUCCUGCUGGUUGCAGGGCGGCAAGCAUGCCCGGGGCUGUGGCAGCAACAAGUGGCUCUUCAGCUGCUGCAUCGCUGAGGCACAGCCAACGCACCACAGCUCGUCGCCCCUGGCCAAUCUGGUCGACUACGGGAAGCUGAAACUGAGCCUCUCUAGUCUUCCCAAGCGAAUAAUGCUCCGAAGACGCGACGAUAACGAGCUCCUCAAUUUCAAGCCCGAGUGCGGACUUCCUCGAACGGCGCAGAACAGUCUACAAAAGAGAAUUAUUGGCGGACGACCAGCCCAGUUUGCAGAGUAUCCGUGGCAGGCACAUAUCCGUAUCUCAGAGUUCCAGUGCGGUGGCGCCCUCAUUUCAGCCAACAUGGUCGCCACGGCGGCCCACUGCAUCCAGCAGGCCCAGUUGGCGGAUAUAACGGUCUAUUUGGGGGAGCUAGACACCCAGGAUCUGGGUCACAUCCAUGAGCCAUUACCCGUGGAGAAGCACAGCGUCCAGCAGAAGAUCAUCCACCCGCGCUUCAACUUUCGGAUGACCCAACCAGAUCGCUAUGACCUGGCGCUGCUCAAAUUGGUCCAGCCAACGUCCUUCAGCGAGCAUAUCCUGCCGGUCUGCCUGCCACAGUAUCCCAUUCGGUUGAUUGGACGAAAGGGACUCAUAGCAGGAUGGGGAAAAACAGAAGCACAUAUGGGCCACACCGGCACCAACAUGCUCCAAGUGGCAAGUGUUCCAAUUAUAACAACGUUGGAUUGUAUUCGCUGGCACGAAAGCAAGCAGAUAAAUGUGGAAAUAAAAGCGGAAAUGUUUUGUGCCGGUCACCCCGAUGGCCAUAUGGAUGCGUGUCUGGGUGAUUCUGGAGGUCCUUUGGUUAUUAAAGAGCGAGGACGCUUUGUGCUCGUGGGAAUCACCAGUGCGGGCUUUGGCUGCGGAGUGGACCAUCAGCCAGGCAUUUAUCACAACGUUCAGAAGACUGUGAGGUGGAUACAGGAAGUGCUGGCACGCAACGAAUCAUAACCGCAAUCCCCUCCGAAUGGCAUGCAACCCAUCUCAAUAGUUUACGGCUCGUAGGCUUAGGCAAUGAAAAUGUGCAAUCCAAAACAAAAGAGCGCAAUAUAUUUAUUAGAUUU
Messenger RNA from Drosophila ananassae, 1847 nucleotides. RefSeq names its product serine proteinase stubble. The transcript has 6 exons. Bases 595 to 1734 code for a protein of 379 amino acids. Gene Ontology annotation, molecular function: serine-type endopeptidase activity. Gene Ontology annotation, biological process: proteolysis. The record is from RefSeq and is a predicted model, not a curated record. NCBI's taxonomy places the organism in Eukaryota, Metazoa, Arthropoda, Insecta, Diptera, Drosophilidae.